This is a messenger RNA of Dermacentor silvarum, 13100 nucleotides long. Its product is annotated as ankyrin-3-like. NCBI's taxonomy places the organism in Eukaryota, Metazoa, Arthropoda, Arachnida, Ixodida, Ixodidae. Bases 1086 to 3095 code for a protein of 669 amino acids. Gene Ontology annotation, molecular function: protein binding. The record is from RefSeq and is a predicted model, not a curated record. Gene Ontology annotation, biological process: intracellular signal transduction. The transcript is spliced from 6 exons.
UGUCAGCGGCAGAGCCCACAACAGCUGCAGAGGGUGGGUGCUGUCGCGAGACUGCGAAACCGCAAUCGUCGGAGCGCACUUGCACCAUCGCUAGAUCCCGAGACGUUUAAACCAAUUAUGCUUAGGAUUCAGCUGGCCGGUACUAAUAACACCCUGGCGAGCUAGAGAAACAGCUGCUGGUUGUAAAUCUGGCACGACGAGUUGUUGCUGCUAGCUUGUGCUGCCAAGGCGCUGCGCGACGUUGGACGUCAAGUCGGUCAAGUUCCUUAGCACUCCACUGCUCAUGAUUGUUAGUCCGGGCGCGUUGCUGCCAGACGAAGAUGCUAUCGACUGCACGAGCGCUGUGCACGCCAAAGUACUGAAAACGUAGAAAGCACUGCGCACUUCAAUUGCUCAACAUCCACCGCCCUCGCGCAUCGUGCCGCCAAUCGAGAGGUCCGUGCGCCACUUCUCUGAUUGCGCACCGACAACCCAGUUCGGUUUCGACGGCCCUGCGAUAUCAAACGGUAGAGAAAAAAAGCUUUGGACAGAUGCUGCGGGGAUAUGCUUCCGUGGACUAAGCAGCAGUGGUAACUACAACGUGGAGCGUGUGUGCGAAGCGAAAGCGGCGAUCGCUUUCGUUUCGCUGUCGAAAGACCCACGGUACGCGCGAGCGUCGCAUGUGCAGGCGCGCUACCGUGCGAGUGCGCGCUCUUUCAGUAGUGCUGUGCGUCGUUCAAGCCUCUCGCGUAUGUUGCCUCUACAGCUGCUGGUGUCAUCGCUUGACCGAUGACGUGCUUGCUUGGCGGUCAGGCCAGUCGCCUUGGAUGCUGUUGAUCGGUAGCGCACACCGGGGCCAUUCGGCUGAUGUCAGGUGCAGCGGACGUUUCGAGUUUCGCGAUAAAGACUAGAACGGAUUUGUAGGUGCGAGUGGGUCAGUUUUGACCAGUGUGUGGUAGCAUCAAUUGUGAAACUUUACCGGACCGCUGUCGCGCGCGUGCUGCGCGGUGUAUCGAGGUGGAGUGGUGGUGGCGGCAGCCGCAUUGGAUCGCCGUAGGAGAGACGCACCUCCCUCGGGCUGCUGCACCCUGAGGCUGGUCCGCAGGAUGGGUGCACUAGUGAGCAGCUUCUUUCAGACGGGGGGACACUUGUUGUCACCGGGUGCGUCUGAGGGCACACGCCGGGUUGUCCUGGCGUUGCUCGAAGAGAUGCGCUCCAGAGAGGCAUCUCACAUCCACUGGUCAUCAAUAGAAAGUUACCUUGUGCAGAUACCAAAGGGUGAAAACAUCUUGUCAGUGGUGGGUCCGGACAACUACAACCUACUUCAGCGUGCCAUUGGCUUCAACUGUGUGGAGCUGGUGCGUUGGAUCCUGGGGCGAGGAUGCGACGUAAAUCGCGGUGUCUGCAGCCUGCCGCUACACAUUGCCGCCCUGCAAGGCAACGAAGAAAUUGUAGAGCUGCUGCUAAAGCAUGGAGCUCGUGUUGACACUGAGGCACGGAUGUGCUUCCCAGGUCCACAUAAUCAAGUGUGCGAGCUUUGCAGUUCAGUGGGAGGAACUGGUCCAUCUUCUGACCGCUACUCCGAGCGCCUUCAAUCUGCAGAGUACUACGCCAUCGACGGAGACCAUUCAGACAUCUUGGAGCUCUUGUUGGCUCAAGGGGAGGACAGCUGGCUUCCCUGGCAGCAGAAGCGACCCUUGCUGCAUCUGGCUUGCGAGCGGGGUGCCUGGAAUUGUGUCCGCUUCCUUGUUGCCGAACGCUCCGAGGAGCUCAAUCAGUGCUAUGAUGAGUACUACCCCAUCCACCAGGCUGCACUUCAGGACAAGAAGUUUUUGGAGUUGCUCAUACAGUGCGGAGCCGAAGUGAGUGCUCGUACGACAACUCAGCAGCUGACUGUGCUCCACGUGGUGCUUUUGCUGGGAAAGAAGUCUGCCGAGGAGACACUAUCAGUGCUGAGGGCCCUGCAGGACCAUGGCUGUCGUGAACUUCUCAAUGAGCCCGACAGCCUGGGCAACACGCCUUUGCAUGUGCUGAUCGUGCGCUAUGCGCUGGAGGAGUCGCGGCUUGGCUACCAGGAGCCACGCCCGUGGACUAAGUGGGACAUGCUUCAUUUAGUGCGCUACCUCCUACAGAGUGGUGCUGGGCCGAGCAUCAACAGACCGGGCAACAGUGCAUUGGCAUGUGUUCUUCGCCACGUUCGUGACUGGGAGUUCCGCUACGAGCUGCUGGACAUGCUCCUCCAAAACGGCGGCGAUCCCAACUGUGUCGGCCGCGACGGGUCGGCGCCGCUCAUGGUGUGUCUGGUGCCUCUCAUCAACAAGGAUCCGCUGCAUUCUCUUUCUCACAACAAGAAGGUGUUCUACCUCAACUCGGUGCGUCUGCUGUGUCGGUAUGGAGCAAACCCCAACUGCAAGUCACGCAGCAACCUGACCCCAAUGCAUGUGCUGGUUUUCACAGCAAGCGAAUACAUCACGCUGAACAGGGAGGACGACAAGCGCAGUGCGUUCACAUUCAUCCGACAGCUGUUGACAGUACUUCUUCAGCAUGGAUUGGACCCUAAUGCCCGUUUCUCACAGCGAAUGCAGCACAUCUUGCUCGCUUUGUUGGACUUGGUGCAAAACGCAAGGCUUGCUUCGGACUUGGAACAUGUGCACGCACUAACACUUGCACUCCUUGUGCAUGGUGCAGACCCAGAUGUGCAAGUCAGCUCGUCGGAUCCAGUCAUCUGUCACUCGCAGAGCUCAGUGUUCCUCAAGAAAGCCUCUAGCCAGGUUCUGCACUAUUACAUCCAUCAACUUAGCCGCAAGCACGACCUUCUUAACGACCCCGAGCAGCGGUUUGCCGACCUUAUCCGACUGUUUUAUUACACUAUGGACCACCGAAAGCUCUACAGUUGCCUCAAGAGUUUUCUUAGCCAGCCGGUUGUGCUGCCUGCAACGACCGCUGGUUGCAUCACGCAGCUGCUGAGAUCUAUGUACAGCCAGCCACGCUCGCUCAAGCAGAUUGCCCGGGUGGCCAUACACCAGGCGCUGCGACACCAGGUUGCCACUCUGGUGGGGAAACUGUCACUCCCUGGACCUCUAAAGGAGUACUUGCUUCUCGACUGGACGCCUUAGAGCUAGCGCCCCUGCCAAUUGAUUGCCGCACUGUUGCUAUGGCAAAGGUGUUGGGUCUUGUCUCUCUGUCUUCUCAGCGUGAAAGAAUUGCAGUGUGCAGAGACGAGGACAGUAGCAAACAUUGGGCAGGCACUGUGUGGAUUGUCAUUUGCAUUGCUUUGUUCGUCCCCGUCUGUUUGCACUGCAACUCUUGUUUUGAGUGGGGUGCCAGAGAGCUCGUGAAAGAGCGAUGUUGGAUCUCUCACUUUCUAUCUGGUCAAGCCUUGCCUUGCCCCCAAGCUUCCUUUCCGUGCUUUUUUCUUUUUUGCUGGUGCAAGAAACUUUGUAGUACUUCGUUUGUGUUUCGUUUUUGGCUGCUUUAAAGGGGCGCUGAAAUGCUGCUGUCCUCUCUUGCUUGUUCUUCAACGCUUGUUUCGUUGCUUCAUACCCCUUCAUCAUUUCUGUUGUGUACUAUUGUGGACAAAUGAAACAAAGCAUGAACAACUUAGACCUAACAAGAACAGAUUAUUUAAUUUCUGCUUUUGCCCCCACUAAUGUUGGCAUAAUUUUGCCUUUGUGCUUAGUUUGGGGUUUACACUAUUUUUGGCAACCAGUUAAGUGGCGGUGCAAAAUCUUACUCUUGAGUUACCACUUGUAAGAGGCGUUCUGCUUUAGUAUUUUACACGUGCACAUAUUGUUUAUUUCUUUCCGGUGACCGUUUUUUCACCAGGCUAACACCACAAUGUGACAAUAUUUUCCUAUUUGUGUCUCACUUGUCUACAAUAGUAUGUGGAUGAUUUCUGUUGCACUGUUUGAGAAGGAAACCAAUGUUGGCUGUUUCUGCUUGUACCAGAAAGCAAGGCAUGGUGAUAAGCAUGCCAGUGACAGAGAAACAACAUGGUGGCAAUGAUGGCUGAGUACUGCUCGGUUUGAACAUUGUGCAUGGAUCGACUGGAAGUUGAGCAUGUUGGUAGGCAUUCAUGUUACUGAAAGGCGAGCACGUGAACAAGGACAAAGGAAGCAAUGAAAAGGUGUUUGUGUUGUCCUUUUCAUUCCUUCUUGUAUCCGUGUUUGCAGCCUGCCUUUCAGUAACAUGAAUCAUGCAUGAGUUUGGGUUUCUCUGCCACUCAGUAUAGCAUUAACAAUGAUAGAGGCACCAAAUACAAAAGAACUUCAGCUUUCAUGGAGGCUGUUUUAGGGCCCCUUUGAGGUUUUGAUUUCAUCCAAAGCCUAAAUUAUUAUAUGCCGACAUAUAAUGUGAAAGUUGCUUGUUGUGAUAAAGAUUUCAGGUUGGGAACCUUACUUUCUCUUUUGUAAAGGCAUUUAGCAACCGGCCAUCAUAGCACGUUCUCAUGAAAGCUUUCUCACUUUAGAUUUUAUGGAUUCUCGUUGUUUUUAAACGUGCAUUUUUAUUUUAUUGUUCAACCUAGAUGCUAGUUAUACUUCUUGUUCCACAUUAUUCCUGAAUCAGCGCAGUAAAUCACACCUACAGGCAGCCCACAUAAGAGGUUAAGAAAAGGCCACGCCAAGAAUAAUGCAGGAUUGUGAAGGGACUGAAAUAGUGCAAUAUUGUAAGCAAACACACAAAAAAUGGAACUAUCUGUAGAAUUUCUUAUGCAUACAAUAAACAUUCUGAAUAUUUUUAUCACAUUUUUAACUCAAGUAAAAGCGAAUCCUGCUGCACAAUACCGUUAGUAGCGUUUUGACAUUCCGGAGCUUGUGUUGCAGGAACCACUUAGUUGAAGUAAUCAUUAACUUCUGAAAAGAAUAAUAUAGUGAUCAGUAUUGUGUUUCCAAAAAUGAAUAAAAAUCAUUGAAAGAGAUGAACACUACAAGCUAAUUGAGGAAAAAGAAAAAAGAGAGAGAAAUGGCACGUACACAAAUGUAGCACAUACACAUACACAAGGUCCUUUGGAUAGCAGCAGAAAGCAAAAGUUUUGAAAAAUGAUUUAAAAAUGAGGACGGAUUGUGCGAAGAGAAGAAAGCACACAAUUAGUGAAAGUUAUUGCUCAAGUAUCGGGGCAUCGUGGUCUACACUGAAUGUGAAGCUAUGCAACUAAAGUUUUGGACAGUAGUGUAGGACACUCUUCAAUAAUGAACCUUACAAAAACUUCCACAGGGUACUUCCACAUGUUAAACCUCGAUAUAACGAUCACAGAUAUAAGAAACCUUAAAAUGUUUCUCGGCAAUAUCAUCAUAUAACGAAUAUAGGCUUAUAACAAAUGUGGAUAUAAAGAAGGUAUUUUUGCAUCAGAUACGACAUUGUAAUGAUGAGGUUUGACCGUAUUAUCCCUAUAAGUGUGCCUUUGUUUAGUCAUCUAGGUUUUAGACGACACAAUAGCUUGUACAGCAGAAUGCAAAUCUCAAUCGUUUUCUCGCGGCAACGAAUCUACUAACAGAUAUCAACCAAAAACUGUGUCAUGCGCUCAUUUCUAUUAACUGUAACGUUAAAUGAAGCAGAAAAAUUUUGUUCUCUUUGUGAUAUGCAGGCUUUUAGCUAAUCGUCCAAAGACUGUGUUUAAUUACUUUGAGUGCAGAACCAAACAUUAUGGUUUGUGUCAUCACACGAAGAAGCCUCACUUGCUCCUUUGUUCAUGGACUUCCACUGAAAAACAUUCUUUUGCGCAGUAGUAUCCUUGACACUGCACCUAGUCUAAAGCAUCACAAUUAGUGCACUCAUUCUGACCAUUCGAUUUGGAACAUUUAGGUAUUUGAACCAGGCCCUAGAGGGGAGGGGGGGGGGGGGGUUUAUAUGGCACCUGCUCUUCUGGAAGACCAAGACUUGUAUUCUUAGUGCCUAAAUUUCAGGUAGCUGCUGUUCACAUUACUUCCUGUUUAGCAUUUUAGCAGGCUAUAAAGCAGGCUUUGAAGAGCUGAAAUGCUGAGUUUAUUAUUGUGUUUUUCUUCCUUACAGAACUGCAUGUAGAACAUGUGACUGAAUUUCACUGCAGAAUCUGCCAACAUGCAAAACAAAUAACUUUUAAUCAUUUUAUGGUUCCCAGGCUGUCGAACCUAUAUCGUGGGGUGGGUGCUUCACGGAAAAUGUAUGUGUUGCUUAGCACAGGAAUGUAUGCAGCAUGAUCUCUCUAUUUCUCUCUCUCUCUCUCUCUCUCUAAUUCCUGCAUUUGCAAUGUGAUGUUGACUGCCUCAUUUCCAAAGACCUGAAUGCCGAAUGCUUCACUUCGCGAUGAUGACUAAAAUGCACUUUUGGUGUAAUGUAUCUGCACUACUAAGGCAGCUGUAAAUGCAAAAUACAUUUCUGAAGUUGGUCAAGUCGUCAUAUUAGCUAUAUAGGCCUGCCGCUCGCUGCUUAAUUGCUGGAAUAAAAGGUGCAGUUGCAUGAUCUGACAGCAAGUGCCCAGACACACAUCUGACAUCUCCUUGUUGGCCAUGCUUGAUAUGCUCGUUUCUGUGCUAAGCAAUGGCAGUAUCAUGCAAUGUUAGUUUGGCACAACUGCCAGAGUAUUUGCUGCAGUAGCCUAAUUUGAGUCCGUUGAGUGAGGUGCUGCACCAUGCAACAAGUGUGUCGCACAGCUUACAUGGAAUGUUUUAUGGUCAGCAAUAGUUGCUGGCACGUGAAAUGCAGCUUGCCUCUCUUGGUGGUACACUUUUCUCACUUGUCCUGACUGCCACACUCUUGUCUCUUAGAGUUCUCUCGAGAACAGGCAAACUUAUCUUGGGCAUGUUCACCUCAAGCACUGCAUUUGAUGUGCGUAGUCGUAAUAAAGGCAAACGUACAUUGAAUCAAUUCAUACCAUUAAAUUACCCUCCCAUCCUAGGGACUACAUGGCAUAUUUUCUGCAGAUAAAUGACUUGAGUUGCAGAGAAAGUUGCAGCUGAAGGAUUUCUUCUUCAGCAGUUUGAAUCAGAUGCGUCAAGUGAUGUGAUGUGAACAGGAAUCGAGUGCUGCACCAGCUGUCUAGGAGGUCUGGCACUUCCAAGCAGAGAGGGAGUGCCACAUUCCUAUAAACGGUGCCAACAGAACAAUGAAAAGAGGUAGCAUUAGCAAGUUCCUUUGUUUGGGAAGCCAGUAAAAUCAGCCAAACUGCUUUCUGUUUCAUGUUGAAAUGCGAUGCAAGUAUUUUUGUUGUCAGCAGUUGACUACUGUUUAGCAAUUAUGAACAGGGCCUUGGCACCAAAUUUUUAAUGAUGCACCAAUCCUGUCCUACAUUUACGUCUUUUUCUGGCUCACAAAAACUCGUUCUCAGUGUGAUGGAUAAUUUUGACAUUUUGGAUUAAUACUGCAUCACUUACAGCUUGACUUAUCGGUGCCUGCACGGGAGGGUAUAUAUAUAGAGCAGCCAGGAAUGCUAUAAACAAAGUGUGUACAGAGUGUUUGAAGUUCUGUGUGUCAAAGCAACACUGGUGGCACGAGUUGGAAAUUGAAGCAUUUGCACAGCUGAUGGUACCCCGUGCUCUGGACCCACAGACUACAACUCGUGGCAGUAAGUCACGCCUCAAAUAAAAUGCACCAUGGCGAGCAUCAAUGGAUCUUUGGAUGCAACUUGCCACUGUUUUGUCUAGUGCAAAGUGCAAGCUCCUCAUGUUUUGCACGCUGGCAUGCUUUCUGCAUAGUGCACCGACAGUUUUGUUUCUCUUAUUCUUCAUUGUUGAAAGGCUUGCACUUUCAUGCAUGCAUAUAUACACGUAACAUGGCUGGUAUGGCCUCAAAUGUACGUCACACACUGCCGCAACUGUAAAACCUGAUGGUUUGUAUGUACAUAAUUUGCAGCAUGUUUUGCUGGACAGUGUGAAAGUGGUGUACCAAUGAAUGACAUCAUAGUAUGAGCGUGUAUACAGUCAUGUGGUGCUUUCUCUUUGGUGUGGGAGAAUUGCACGUGUGCCCUUAGCAAUUUUUCUCCUUGCCAGAUAGGUGUGUAGAAAAGUUUCUUCGACUUGUGAACAUUGUGAGUGCUGAAACUAUUACUCUGUGAAACUGUAAAUUGAUAGGUGAAACGAUGGUGGGGAUUCCCAAAUUGGAUUUGGCAAAGUUUCCAUCAGCAGCGUGUGCACAUUUUAGACACUUGUGUCAGAAUGAAAAAGCACUUUCUUGAAAUUGCUUUUGAGUUUAGUAAUAAUAGCACUGUUUUGCUUUUAUACUGGGCACUUGAACUCUGCCCAUGCGAAGGAAAUUUAAUUUGAGGCUUUGGACUUGUACCUUUCACAACUUUGAUGUUGCACUUGCUCGUCAGUGUUACAUGUCUUGGAAUGUACAUUCGAGUUUGGGUGUAGUGUUUGGAUCAUGUUUUUUCUCGAUCAAGUUUUUACCGUGGAGGUCCCUUUUCUUCAUUUAAUUUUGCAGAAGGGUGUUUUGGAGUACAAGUGCAAUUUUGAUACAUUGUGGUCCCAUGCAUAUGUAGUAGCUGUUGUGCCUAGUUUGAGGGUUUUCGAGGGUUUGCUGUGUGUGAAUGUCAUGCAUGAAACUGGCAAUGUCAACUCCUUGAUAUUAUUCAUAGUUUAUGCUGAAUGUUUGUUGUGUGCUGUACAAAUGUCAUUCAGCAAUGUUGUUUCACAUAAGCCGCCAACAAGAGAGUGCCUGCUCAAAAAACAGCAUAUAGGGUGCAAAUUUAGACGUCAGGAAUGUGCACUUAAUGUACUGCAUAUUUGCAGACGAGUGAAGUCGCUUGUAUAUUGUGUGGUUUCCUGUGUGGGAAAAUGUAGUAGUGACGUUAACCCUUGAGGUGCCCUUCUCACUUUGGCUACAAUACCGAUGGUAAGACGAGUGGUCUAUUGAAUGGAACAGUCUAUGUUAAAGGGACACUAAAAAUAAUGAUUAUUUGAGCUGUGUUACUUAACUACCCUUCCGUAUUGCCAAAAGAAGCCACUCUUACUGUGAACAAAGACUUGGUAAGCCAGAAAAGCUGCAAAAACGAAAGACAAGUGACAAAGCCAUUUUGAAGUACCCACACUAGCUCGUCGUGACAUCAUGGAUGCUGUCGGCGUAUGCUCGAGCCUAUAGUAAUAUUUUUAUCGGUAUAGAUGGACAACAUUUCAUUCUAAAAGAGCCAAAGACUUAUGUUAAAACAUUUUAAAAACUUAUACUGCAUAAUAAUGGCCCAAGUUAGAGAAAUCACUUUAAUAUCCAUGAUGUCACACUACUGAAAUAUCCAUGUGAAGUUAUGAAAGUGUGGGCCUUUUCUCUUCUUGUACGCAACAUAUCUUACUGUGAGAUCAAUGAGUUUUGAAGGAAUACCUUAUCUGGCUAAACAGAUUUCGUGCUUCUCUUUAGUAUUCCUUUAACUCUUGAGGUGUCCUUCUCAUGUAGGCCAUGGCACCGGUGAUAAAGUGAAUAGUCUGUGAGUACAGUAAGCUCCUUUUAAAUCUUAUUCUGUUAAUACAAGCAUUCUGGAUAAUGUGAGCAGAAAUGACGGCCUUUGUUUAAUUCUCACAAAUUCUGAGCACUGCUGUGAAGUUCAACUUCUGAUAAGAGACAGAUUUCCAGAUAAUUACCAAGGAGCCAAUCAUCCUCUCUUAACCGAUUUUUGUUUUAGGGUGUAGUAGCUUGGUACACAAGCUUUUCUUUCCCUACAGAUAAGGGCUUUGCCAUAAAUAGCAAAUAACUUUUGUAAUAUCAGGCCUUUUGAAUAGGUGCUCUGUGCAAACAGCAUUUUAAAAACUCUGAAUGGGUCUGUUCAAGUGUCAGUGCUUACAAAAAAAAAAAAAAAUUGUCCAGACAUGCUUGAUUAGCCUGAUAAACCUAAAGAAGCCAGGGCCAGUAUAAAGCAAGAAUUUUUUUUUUUUUUGCACAAUCCUAUCCUUAUUUAAUGCUCCAAAAGAACUGACUUUGGUAAUAAUUGAGACGGGCCAGUGGUUAGAUGUGAAAUGGAAAUACAAUUGCAAUAAAAUUGUUACAUUAUUCACGCCUAGGUAAGAUGAUAGAAUUAAAAAAUUAACUGAGGUAAUAUUGCUUUUUAGCAGAAAAUAAGAUGAAAAAUAACCUUAAACAUACAGAUUUGUAGUGCUUGCUUUAGAGAGUUAAAAAGAUGAUGCAGUAAAUGCAGGAAUUGAUUUGACAGCCUUUUUUUAUAUGUACUCGGGUAUAUAAAGGAAGCCCAAGAAAACCAGUGCAUAAACGUCUCAGCCAUUCUGCACCAUCCGGCAGGUUUUGGUUUAGAAACAUUUGUAAAAGUGAUUAUCUCUCGUUUAUUUCACUUCUCAGUGUUUCAGCUCAGAGCAAAUGUGUGUGUUUGCAUGUCAACACAAAUGGGCUCCAAUAUGAGUUCUGCACAAAAAGUAUAAUUUCUUACAAAAAAGUUUCUGCUUGCAUGUUAGGUACUGAGAUGACUUGAUGUUCCUGACUUGUAAAUAUCACUGAAAUUUACCUUUAGAACACGAUUCAUAUCUGGAGCCCUUGUGUAUUUUUCUAAAUCUGCCUCAGCUGCUGGACACUAAAAUACAUAUUUAAACUCAAAAACAUUGUCCAGUAUGGAAUCAGAGUGAGCUGUAGAAGUUCUCAAUCAAUUAUUUAUUACUUUUUUUAAACAAUGAGAAAAGACACAUUAAUUAACACUUUGUUUUUCGUGCAUUUUCUAAAAGCUUCCUGUAGUGUCAUUGUACUAUUGUUGUAUGGGCAAAAAUACACUACACAAAAUCACACAUGGCUAGAAAAGCAAAGGCCCGGAAAACAGUGAAACAAGGUUGAUAGGAAAAGGGGAUCAAAUGCUGGUCUAAGGACUGUACUACCAUAAAUAUUUCUUAGAAAGACAUUAUAUUUUGGUCAUUAACAACAAAUGGUGGAAGCAUAUUCCACUUGCUGAUGGCAUGAAGGAAAAAUUAUCUUUUGAAAACAUUGGUGUAACAGAGGACUUUCUUAAUUUUAAAUCGAUUAGUAACAUAACACUAAUAUAACACUAAGUUAGGCGGAAGCAUAUACAAUUGCUUGUUUAUGCUACACACAUUAAAGUAUAUGAGGGAAGGCAUAUCACACCAUUGAUAUCAAAUAUGUACUAGGUAGCUGGCAUAAAAAAAAUUAGGGUGCUAUGUCAAGGUCACAAUAGGCUAUAGCUUUAUCAAAAUGUGGUUAUCUUGAGAACGCCAGCUGAGGAAAUUUAUCAGCUUUUUCUUUUGGGCAACCUUCUCAGUUCACUGGAUGCUAUGUGGAUAACCUAAAAAAUUAUAUAAGAGUCAAAAAUCUAUUUACAGUAAGGUGUAUUGACAACAGCUAAAAUCAGCUCUAUGGGGCCACACAACACAGCUUGCUAUCUUAUCUGAAUUACUUUUCUGCUGCCCUUGCUUCAAUUGUAUUUGUACAAGAAACUGCACACGUAAUAAUGCAGGUUGUUUGUUUGAACAGAAGUUCUUAGCUUCAAAAAGCUGCAUGUCGCAGUGCGUAGUCUCUAGCUUGGCUCUUUGGUAACUGCUGGCAAAUUCUGCUGGUUAUUUUGGAGAAGCUACCUGAAUCCUCGACCGAGCACUCAUGUCAAACACUUAUUUUUCAUUCCAAAUCUGCUAGAGAAAAACAACGCUCCGAGCAUGAUCUCGGUGUAAAGUUGUCGCAUUUGUAUCUGGUAGAAGCAAUCCGACAGUGAAGCAUGGGAGACCAAACUGCCAUUGAGCUUGUUGAUUCUGGAGCCAACCAGUGCAAAACAAAAUUCUCUGCUUGACUAAAACCUGUUCUGGAUUGAUUUGUUUUUCGCCUCAAGUGUUUUGACAGAAUUGUCAUGGGUUUGCAAGUAUCACUUGCAAUGUAGGUUGAAGCAUUUUCCAGUUUGCAUGCCAUGGACAUAACUUGCUUGUCGUUCACUACUGUGGGCCACGUUUAGAAGAACCUGCCUUUCACUAAAAAUGCUUGAAGGUCUGUUGAGCUUAAGCAAGCCUGGCAUUAUUAGCACCUUUUGUUUUGUCAUCUAAAUUAACAUUUUCUCUGGAAAGGCUACCCUUUAUAAAGAAAGGUCUUUUACGUUCAUACUGGAGCUUUCAAACUUCAUAGACAUACCAGCAAUUAUUGUGCACAUACAUUAGAAGAGCCACCAAGUUUUGUUAUGCAGAGCGAUGGUCAUAGCUUGGCUGUUGAACAGGAAGCCGAAAACAAGAUUUGGGUGACCGAUAUAAAUGAGGUUCUUGCAUGCACACGACGCCUAUCACUUGUACAUAGUUGUUAUGUGCCGUGCACAUGUGUUGAAAACACUUAAGUGUUUAAAGGUAUAGCAAGGAGCGUCUGCUGUAUGCGUACAUUUCACUGUGAUUUUUCAGUGAUCAAACUGCCCAAAUGCAACCAUCAAGAAUGCCGUGUAGGUGUGUGGAGUAGUAGUCAAGGUGUGUAAAUGAAAAAAAAAUAAAAAUAGUUGAUCUCUUGCCUUGACACAGCUUAUAGUGCUGACAUUGUGAAAUGGAAUAUAUCUAUACUGGUAUACUGCAUGUUCCUUUGUUGGUGUAUGUUGCAGAAGCUUUUUUUUAUGUUUUCGCACAUAUAAAACCAAUUUAAGCUUCCCUUUUUGUUUCUUAUAGCAGUGAAAAUAUUGCAGUUCUAGCCUGAAAUAUAUGCAUGUUACUUUUAUCAUAUUCUAGGAAUACUGACAUGUAGCCAAGAACAGCAGCAUCAGUGGCAUCUACUUCAUGAUAUUGUCUUUAACUAGUAUUCAUUAAAGCUUAAACAUAUGGUCUAGUUAACCAGUAUGUUUUACAAAGUGUUCAUGCUGAACAGUUAUUCUUGGUAAGAAAACGGAAAAUACAGCUUUGGUAAGGCUACAUUGCCGGUGAUAGCUUUAAGCCAACAUCUAAUCGGAACAAAAGUUGCACACUACAGACAAUGGUUCAGCUGAGUCUCACAAGAUGUCACCAGCAGCACACCUGCUCACAGCUACAUCCUCACGUUCCAGUAACAUGGUAAUUGCGACACAUACAUUCAAGCUGAAGCUCUUUAAUAUGAAUGCACAUGUGCUUCUCAGGAGUACCAGUGAUGCUGAAAACGUUUGUGCUGGCUGUUUGGCAUUGUGUAUAAUUGAAUAUCUUGCUGCGAUAACGUGCUAGUUUAAAAAAUGUGCAGACAAGCUGCAAUGAUGCAAAUAAAUCUUGUUUGCAACAAUU